UUCUCAAAGCUAUUUAUCUUUCUUCUGAUCACCCGAGCCAUCUGCUGCUGCCUCGGCCAAGGCGGUGGCGAUGGGGGCGCUAUGGUCAGGUGCAUACAAAGCGAACGGAGAGCUCUGCUUGCUAUCAUAUCCAACAGGUCCACCAACGGCCUCUCCGGCGAAGGGUUCUCUUCCUGGACUGGUGAUGACUGCUGCCGCUGGAAAGGUGUCACGUGCGACAACGCCACCGACCGUAUCACCGAGCUUGAUCUGUCUUUCAGUCAACUCGUCGGACAGAUACCCGAGAGCCUGGGGAACGACCUCGCUCAUUUGGUCUCCUUAAAUCUGUCGUACAACGACAUCUCCGGAAGGAUUCCAGAGAGUUUGGGGAAACUCGUCAGGCUGCAGGAGGUACGAUUAUCUGAUAACCAUAUUUCUGGACAGAUUCCGGAGACAAUUGGGAACCUUCAAAACUUGAGAGUUUUGCAUUUAGAACACAACUCCAUUACAGGACAGAUCCCAAGAACCAUGGGUGAUCUAUGCAACUUGACAGAAUUAGAUCUGUCGAGCAACAACAUCACCGGAAGGAUUCCAGAGAGCUUGGGGAAGCUCGUCAAGCUGCAGGAGGUACGCUUGUUUGAUAACCUUAUUUCUGGACAGAUUCCAGAAACGAUUGGAAAUCUCCCAAACUUGAGAGUUAUGCAUUUAGAAGGCAACUCCAUUACAGGGCAGAUCCCAAGAACCAUGGGUGAUCUGUGCAACUUGACAGAACUAGAUCUGUCGAGCAACAACAUCACCGGAAGGAUUCCAGAGAGCUUGGGAAAGCUCGUCAAGCUGCAGGAGGUACGCUUGUCUGAUAACCUUAUUUCUGGACAGAUUCCAGAAACGAUUGGGAAUUGGAAUCUUCCAAACCUGAGAGUUUUGCAUUUAGAAGGCAACUCCAUUACAGGGCAGAUCCCAAGAACCAUGGGCGAUAUGUGCAACUUGACAGAAUUAUAUCUAUCCCAUAACAAAAUCUAUGGAGAGCUGGCAGAUUUGCUAGAUGGUUUGUCUAGUUGUGCUCAGGGAGCGUCUCUAUCAUCCUUGAAUGUAGAGGGCAACAACUUGAGCGGGCGCAUCCCCACAAGUCUUAGCAAAUUAUCUCAAAUACAAAAUUUAUACCUGUCGUCUAACUCAUUCCAAGGCGACGUCACCGGUGCUCACUUUUCCAAUCUCACCAACUUGUACCUUUUGGACAUCUCUAACAAUUCCUUGAAUGUGAUGCUACCGACUGAUUGGAUUCCCCCGUUUAAUAAUGUGCUCUACAUUAGUAUGAGCUUUUGUCGUCUACCUGCGUUUCCUAACUGGAUUCGGAACCAAACCAGCUUGCAAUUUCUCUACCUGUCAAGCGUUGGAAUGUCGGGAAAUCUUCCAGUUUGGUUUUCCGAUCUCGAGUUGAUCACCGUUUUCUUGGACUCCAACAAUUUGACUGGUCCAUUACCUCAAUUGGGGUCUAUAAUUAGCUGGAUAAAUCUUUCCAAUAACUCCUUUGUUGGCCCUAUACCAUUGACUGUUAACCAUGAUAGUUACCUCUACUUUUUGUCGUUGUCGCAUAACAAGCUCAAUGGCAGUAUUCCUUCCUCCAUCUGCAAUCUAACUGCCCUCUUAGCUCUCGAACUGUCUGAUAACAACUUGACUGGGGAAUUCCCCAAUUGCAGCAACUCAUCUCCCAACGAUCUGGUCUAUGUACACUUGAACAACAACAAACUCUCUGGGAGAUUUCCUUCUUUUCUGAAACAUUGUGGAAAGUUAACUAUAUUGGACAUGGGCCAGAAUAGAUUUUCUGGUGAAAUUCCAACAUGGGUCGUCAGCUAUGAAUUUCUGAUGAUUCUUCGUUUGAGCUCAAAUUCAUUCACUGGUGCCAUUCCAGUUAUAGCAAAUCAUUCUUUUCUUCGAGUUUUGGAUCUUUCAUCCAAUAGUCUUUCCGGAGAAGUGCCAUCGUCUCUGAGGAACCUAACUUCUAUCAUUGAAAGAACAAACACUAGCUUCCCUUUUGGAAAUGAUGGUUAUGCGGAGAGUAUCUUGAUCACCAUAAAAGAAUUAACUAUUGAAUACCCUUUCAGUGUCCUCUAUCUCCUAGCAAGCAUAGACCUGUCAAACAAUGAUCUUUCUGGUGAGAUCCCAACUGAGCUCACAGACCUUCUAGGGUUGACUGCCCUGAACUUGUCAAGGAAUCACAUAACAGGAAAGAUUCCGGAAAAGAUUGGCAGCCUGACACAACUGGAAUCACUUGACUUGUCCUGGAACAGCCUCGCCGGAGAGAUUCCCUCUGGCAUAUCGGAGCUGCAUUUCCUCAGCCACCUGAAUUUAUCUUACAACGACUUGUCAGGAAGAAUCCCAACUGGCACCCAAUUGUCGACCUUGAAUGACUCUUCAAUAUAUGCUGGUAACAGAGGCCUUUGCGGAAUGCCAUUGCCACAGUGCAGAGAUGUAAGCAGUGAAGCUCCAUCUGAUGCAGGAGAUAAAGAAAAUGGCGAUAAGAUUGAAAAAAUAUUCCAAAUCAUUAGCAUUAUCCUAGGGUUUGUGGUUGGUUUUUGGGCUUAUGUUGGGACAAUCUUUAUGAAGCAGAACUUAAGAGUUGCUCUUUUCCGAUCGAUCGACAGGAGCAUUGACUGGAUCUACGUGCAGUUGGCACUGAAAUAUGGAAGACUGAAGUCCAAAUGGCAAAGGACUUGAUUGUUUCUGGUUGUUGCCUGUACCGUGCAUAGUUUAUCAUCUGAUUCUGUAUAAUUA
Zingiber officinale is the source of this 2751-nucleotide messenger RNA. RefSeq names its product receptor-like protein 46. The coding region runs from base 82 to 2694 and encodes 870 amino acids. The record is from RefSeq and is a predicted model, not a curated record. NCBI's taxonomy places the organism in Eukaryota, Viridiplantae, Streptophyta, Magnoliopsida, Zingiberales, Zingiberaceae. The transcript has a single exon. Gene Ontology annotation, molecular function: protein binding.